CCUAGGAAACGGCAAAAUGGCUUCCACUAGAUUGACCUACCGCCGCAGGCAGGCAUACAACACCCGGUCCAACAAGGUCCGCGUCAUCAAGACCCCUGGUGGAAAGCUCCGGUAUCUUCACAUCAAGAAGAAGCCCUCCGCGCCGAAAUGCGGUGACUGCGGUAUCAAGCUGCCGGGUGUUCCCUCUCUCCGGCCCCGCGAGUACGCUACCGUCUCUCGCCCCAAGAAGACCGUCCAGCGCGCCUAUGGUGGCUCAAGAUGCGCCAACUGCGUGAAGGACCGUGUCGUCCGUGCCUUCCUUAUCGAGGAGCAGAAGAUUGUCAAGAAGGUGCUCAAGGAGUCGCAACAGAAGAAGCGCUAAAUUAAGUAGUGGGAUUUGGGGCGUUGCAAUUGUCUUGGGUGUCAAUGGGUCGACAUGACUCGCGGGCUGUGACUAGAGUUUCAGUCUUUGUUAGCACCGGAAA
Xylona heveae TC161 is the source of this 464-nucleotide messenger RNA. RefSeq names its product 60S ribosomal protein L34. Gene Ontology annotation, cellular component: ribosome. The transcript is spliced from 5 exons. The coding region runs from base 17 to 361 and encodes 114 amino acids. Gene Ontology annotation, molecular function: structural constituent of ribosome. Gene Ontology annotation, biological process: translation. Lineage: Eukaryota; Fungi; Ascomycota; Xylonomycetes; Xylonales; Xylonaceae. The record is from RefSeq and is a predicted model, not a curated record.